CAAAACGAUUAGACUGGCUCUGACUGUACGCGAGUGAAGAUGUUGUGGAUCACUCGAUUGUUGCUGGUGCUGUCGCUGACCUUUGGUCACCUUGGUGCCCCUGCACAGGCGCAAGUCCAGGCCCAGGCCCGAUACGACCACACGCGCAUCUAUCAAGUGGAGCUGGCGAGUGCAGAUCACGUCCAACUGUUCCAGGCGUUGGAGCUGGCAAGCGAUUCGUGCUCGUUCAUGGGCCAUGCCCGAGUGCCGGGCCAGAAGCUGACGAUCAUGGUUACCUCGCACAAGGUGGCCGACUUCGAUGAUCUGCUGCAUAGCUACAACGUGAGCCACCGCAUCCUGAACCACAAUUUCCAGGCUCUGAUCGAUGCCAACUAUCGCGAAGUGGCCCCUGAGGGAACACCGCCGGAUCAGUUCGACUGGAGGCGCUACUUCCAGCUGGACAGCAUCUACGCCUGGCUCGAGCAUCUGGCCAAACAGCGGCCAGAGGUGGUCACUCUAGUCGAUCUGGGUGCUAGCACCCUGGGACUGCCCAUCAAGGGUGUAAGGAUUGCCUUUGGUGGGGAGAAUCUGACCAGCGUCUUUGUGGAGAGCGGGAUACAUGCCCGCGAAUGGAUCGCCCCGGCCACGGCCACGUACUUCAUCGAACAGCUGCUGAACUCCAAGGAUGCGGCGGUGCAGGCGCUGGCCCGCUCCCAAAACUGGCUGAUCUUCCCCACAGUGAAUCCCGAUGGCUAUCGCUACACGUUCAAGGGCGACCGCAUGUGGCGCAAGAAUCGCUCACUCUUCGGCAUCUGCCGGGGCGUGGAUCUGAACCGUAACUUUCCCUUUCACUGGAACGUGACGGGGGCCAGUGGCGACCCCUGUCGCUAUGACUACUCAGGACCGUCGGCAGGCAGCGAGGUGGAGACGCAGCGCAUCGUCCAGUUCCUAAAGGAUCGCAUCCAGUCGGAGCGCAUCAAGACGUUCAUUUCCCUGCACAGCUACUCCCAGCUGAUCAUGUUCCCCUAUGGCCACACUCCAGAGCGUGUGGAGAACUAUCAAGAUCUGAAGGAGAUCGGACAGCUGGCAGCCGAACGGAUCAAGGAGCAGAGUGGACGGAUCUACAGGAGUGGCAGCAUUUACGAGACCAUCUAUCCCUCCAGCGGCGGAUCCAAGGACUGGGUUCAUGGUCAUCUAAAGGUGCCUAUUACCUUCACGUACGAGCUGCGCGGGCCACCGGACAGCGAGGAUCUGUUCAUUUUGUCCGCUGAGGAGAUUGAGCCCACGGCCAGCGAAGCCUUUGCCGCACUCCAAACGAUCGUGGAGGAGGCUGGCAAACGUGGCUAUUACCAGUGAGAGCCAGCCACUGCAGAUCCAACUCGAAGCACCAGCAGCGGCAGCAGCAGCAUCUGAUGAUGAUGAUAAAUGUCGUCUGGCCUGGCAGUUCACAUGAAAAACACAUUACGCGCCAGCCAGCGUUUCUUAAUGCUAAAUAAUGAUGGCAAAAUCAUGACACAAAACCUCAUAAUAAUGUUGGUAAAUCAAAGCAAAUAUAGCUAGAGCAGAGACUCGAACAGAACGGA
This is a messenger RNA of Drosophila obscura, 1562 nucleotides long. Its product is annotated as zinc carboxypeptidase. Lineage: Eukaryota; Metazoa; Arthropoda; Insecta; Diptera; Drosophilidae. The coding region runs from base 40 to 1335 and encodes 431 amino acids. Gene Ontology annotation, molecular function: metallocarboxypeptidase activity; zinc ion binding. The record is from RefSeq and is a predicted model, not a curated record. Gene Ontology annotation, biological process: proteolysis. The transcript has a single exon.